Panicum virgatum (switchgrass) is the source of this 1835-nucleotide messenger RNA. RefSeq names its product putative L-cysteine desulfhydrase 2. The record is from RefSeq and is a predicted model, not a curated record. NCBI's taxonomy places the organism in Eukaryota, Viridiplantae, Streptophyta, Magnoliopsida, Poales, Poaceae. Bases 103 to 1491 code for a protein of 462 amino acids. The transcript has a single exon.
UUUACGCCCCUCCUCUCAGAGUCAAACCUCUCCCUCCUCGGCUACUCGCCACUGUAUCAGCACCAUCUCAGCAAACCCUUCUCCCCCAAAACCAAAAACCCGAUGGCCACGGCUCCGCACGGCGGUCAAGCGACGCCCGACGACGUGGACGCCGCCGCGGCGAAGCGCCCGCGCGCGCCGAUCACGGAGGCCGAGGUCCGCGCCGAGUUCGCGCACCACGACGGCGCCGUGGCCCGCGUCAACAACGGCACCUUCGGCUGCUGCCCGGCCACGGUGCUCGCGGCGCGCGCGCGGUGGCAGCGCCUGUUCCUCUCGCAGCCCGACGCGUUCUACUUCCACUCCCUCCAGCCGGGGCUCUCCCGCUCGCGCGCCGCCGUCGCCGCCGCCGUCGGGGCGACCGGCGCCGCCGAGGUCUCCCUCGUCGACAACGCCACCACCGCCGCCGCCAUCGUCAUGCAGCACGUGGCGUGGAGCUUCGCCGAGGGCGCCUUCGCGCGCGGCGACGCCGUGCUCAUGCUCCACUACACCUACAGCUCCGUCAAGAAGUCCAUCCACGCCUACGCCGCCCGCGCCGGCGCCGCCGUCGUCGAGGUCCCGCUCCCGUUCCCCGUCGCCUCCCCGGCCGCCGUCGUCGCCGAGUUCCGCGCCGCGCUCGCGCGCGCCAAGGCCGGCGGCCGCGCCGUCCGCCUCGCCGUCAUCGAUCACAUCACCUCCAUGCCCAGCGUCCUCAUCCCCGUCAGGGACCUCGUCGCCAUCUGCCGCGACCAGGGCGUCGACAAGGUCUUCGUUGACGCCGCGCACGCCAUCGGCCAGGUCCCCGUCGACGUGCGCGACAUCGGGGCCGACUUCUACACCAGCAACCUCCACAAGUGGUUCUUCUGCCCGUCCGCCGUCGCCUUCCUGCACAUCCGCAAGGACGAACCCAUCGCCGAGCAGCUCCACCACCCCGUCGUGUCCAGCGAGUACGGCAACGGGCUGCCCAUGGAGAGCGCCUGGAUCGGGGUGCGGGAUUACAGCGCCCAGCUCGUCGUGCCCGACGCCGUUGACUUCAUGAGCCGCUUCGAGGGGGGCAUCGAGGGGAUAAGCAGGCGCAACCAUGACAAGGUCAUCGAGAUGGGCAGGAUGCUCGCCGAGGCAUGGGGGACGUUUCUUGGCUCGCCGCCGGAAAUGUGCGGAAGCAUGGUUAUGGUCGGCCUGCCAGGUUGCCUUGGCAUCGACAGCGACGAUGACGCGAUGAGAUUGAGGGACAUGUUGAGGAACGAUUUCAAGGUCGAGGUGCCAAUAUUCAACAACUCGAGAAGUGUCCAAGGACAAGAGAAGAUGGACAAGGACGCCAACGGCGAUCAAGUGACAGGGUAUGUGAGAAUCUCACAUCAGGUGUACAAUGUCAGGGAGGAGUAUGAGGUCCUCAGGGAUGCGGUCAACAAGCUUGUUCUUGAGGGUUUCUCCUGCAGCAAGCUGAGACCUUCUGGCAAGGUGCUAUCUCACUGAAACUGUAGUUUUGCUUUUUAUCUUUGUUUAUUAUUCCCUUCAGUUUGGAUAAGGAUCAUCGAUCGUAUAGUUUCAGAAAUAAUGCUGGCAACAUGUUCGCUGCUGAUUACUGGUGGUUGUAUCCUCUAGCUGUACUGAAUCAUGCUCUACCAUGAUGUCCACUAACAUCUAUGUGAUAUUGGUGCACCUGUACAUUGGCGAAUUCAGAUGAAAAAUGUACCGACAGCUUAUAAUUUUCAUGAUUUUUUUCAACUUAUGGUCAUAGACAUAGGGUGAAGUAUAGAAGUGCAUGUGUAAUAAUUACUGUUUCCAGUAUAGAAUCGAUUUAUCUCGUGUUCAAGAAA